Calidris pugnax (ruff) is the source of this 6093-nucleotide messenger RNA. RefSeq names its product mitogen-activated protein kinase kinase kinase 4 (gene MAP3K4). The record is from RefSeq and is a predicted model, not a curated record. NCBI's taxonomy places the organism in Eukaryota, Metazoa, Chordata, Aves, Charadriiformes, Scolopacidae. Bases 840 to 5558 code for a protein of 1572 amino acids. The transcript has 27 exons. Gene Ontology annotation, molecular function: ATP binding; protein kinase activity. Gene Ontology annotation, biological process: MAPK cascade; protein phosphorylation.
GCGCCGCUGGAGGCUUUACCAAGCCUGGGUUUAUGAAACGAGACAAGUCGCUCCCCGCGCCGCAGAACAAAGAAUGCCUGCUCGCUUAUCUCUUUAUUUAAUUAUUGCCUGCAGCGCUACGAGCACCCCUGCUCAUUCUUACACCUCCCCCCUCCCCGAGGGGACCUCCAAAGGGGCUCUUCAUGCUUUCGGUCUCCCCGGAGAAGGCCGUGGUAGCCUCAGCAGGCGCCGGCCCCCAGGGUGACCUGCCGAGGCCACCACCUUCCUUCCCCUCAGUGACCACGUUCUACCCCUGGCUGCCCAAGUCGUGCCAACUCGGCAGCUUCUGAGACCCCCCUGGAGCGGCCGGUAACGGCGCCCAGUCCUGUGGCGGCUGGGGAGGGAGCCCGGCGCCGGUCCGGCAGCUCCCGCCGCGCCUCCACCGCCGCCCGGCGCCGGGACACACGCCGCCCCUCCCGGCUGCAGGACGGAGGGGAAACCGCCUCCCCCGCUGAGGGAACAGCCGCAGCCCCGCAGCCCCGUCCCCGCCGCCGGCCUGAGGGGCGGGGGGAGCCCACGCCCCGCUGCCGCUCCCCGCCCGGCCGCGCCGGAGCGAGCGCCUGUGGCUCGGCCGGUCCCUCCUCGCCCGCCGUAGCGAUGCUCCCGGCUUCGCUGCCCUGCGAGGCUGUUUCCAAGAUGGCGGCCGCGCGGGCGGCUCUGCGCGGCCGGGUCCCUGCAGCUGGGUAGAGACACCCCCUUCCUCCUGCUCCCCUCCUCCUCCUCGCUGCACCCCCGGCGCCGCAGCGGGCCAAGCCGGGCCGCGCACUGGGAUCCGCCGCUAUGGCGGCCUCGGUGCAUGCAUGAGAGACGUCGCCGUGCUGGUCUCUGCCGCCGCCAUGGAGGAGCCGCCGCCGCCGGGGAGGAAAGAGUGCAAAUCAGAAGAUGCUACUUGCAAGAUCUCUGAAUCUGACCCUGAGGAAUUAUCAGAUGAAGCAAGUACUGACACUUUCUAUGGAACUUCUCCUCCUAGUACACCCCGCCAGAUGAAGCGUAUGUCAACAAAGCAUCAGAAAAAUAACAUUGGGAGACCUGCUAGCCGCUCCACUUUGAAAGAAAAAAUGAGUGUGCCAACUCAGUCUGUGCAUAAAGACAACGGGAAAACCGUUGAGAACGUGGAGGAGCACAGCUAUAAGCAAGGAAAAAAGAUCCGAGACACCCUAAGGACAACAGAACGAGAUCACAAGAAAAAUGUGCAGUGUUCAUUUAUGUUAGACUCAGUUGGUGGGUCUCUGCCAAAAAAACCAAUCCCAGAUGUUGAUCUCAAUAAGCCUUACCUCAGCCUUGGCUGUAGCAAUGCUAAGCUUCCAGUCUCUGUGCCCAUGCCAAUACCCAGAACUGCUCGCCAGACUUCUAGGACUGAUUGCCCAGCAGACCGCUUAAAAUUCUUUGAAACCCUGCGGCUUUUGUUAAAACUUACCUCAGUCUCAAAGAAAAAGGACAGGGAGCAAAGAGGGCAGGAAAACACCUCUUCUGUCUGGCUGAACCGAUCCAAUGAACUGAUCUGGCUGGAGCUACAAGCUUGGCAUGCUGGCCGGAGCAUUAAUGACCAGGACCUCUAUCUCUAUGCAGCCCGUCAAGCUAUCCCUGAUAUCAUCAAUGAAAUCCUCACCUUCAAAGUGAACUAUGGAAGCUUCUCCUGUGUAAAAAAUGGAGCCAGUCUCAAUGGUACUUCAGAAGGAGUUUGCAAAGCAACACAUGGAACUAGUGCUUUGGGUUACUCAAGUUACCAUGAACACCUCCAACGCCAGCGGGUCUCAUUUGAGCAAGUGAAGCGGAUAAUGGAGCUGCUAGAGUAUAUAGAAGCACUUUAUCCAUCUCUGCAGGCUCUUCAAAAGGACUAUGAAAAGUAUGCUGCAAAGGACUUCCAAGACAGAGUGCAGGCACUCUGUCUAUGGUUAAAUAUUACAAAAGACUUAAAUCAAAAACUAAGGAUUAUGGGAACUGUAUUGGGCAUCAAAAAUCUUUCUGACAUUGGCUGGCCAGUGUUUGAAAUUCCUUCUCCUCGACCAUCUAAGGACAAUGAUCCAGAAGAUGAUGAAGUUGAUAGGGAAACAGAAGUAAAGGAAUCCUCAGGAACAUGCACAGAGGAGAGCGAUGGUGAUGAACAAAUCUCUGAGGAGAAUGUUGAGGAACUUAGACAAGCCAUCAAGAACAAUUUUAGUAAUAAGCCAAAUUUUGACUUUCAGGACCAUUUUUCAAGAAGGCUUGAUAGGCUUGAAUCUGAGGAUGACUCUGCCUCUUGGGCUAUUCCAGAAUGCAGUGCUGAGGCAAGCUGCAGCCAACACUGUUUGACCUCUAUUUACAGGCCGUUUGUAGAUAAAGCACUGAAGCAAAUGGGGUUAAGGAAACUAAUUUUAAGACUGCACAAGCUAAUGCAUGGUUCAUUGCAAAGGGCCCGCAUGGCGUUGGUAAGGAGUGACCACCAGCUGGAGUUUUCCGAAUUUCCAGAUCCGAUGUUGUGUUCAGAUUAUGUGCAGUUACUAAAUUCCCCACCUUGUUGUGAGCAAAAAUGCAGCACUGUAUCAUGGGAGGAGCUGAAAUCCAUGGAUUUACCAUCUUUUGAACCUGCAUUCUUGGUCCUCUGCCGAGUUCUGCUCAAUGUUAUCCAUGAAUGUCUAAAGCUAAGGUUGGAACAAAGACCUGCUGGGGAGCCUUCUCUUUUGAGUAUUAAACAGCUAGUGAGAGAGUGUAAAGAGGUUCUGAAGGGUGGCCUGUUAAUGAAGCAAUAUUACCAGUUUAUGUUGCGGGAGGUGUUAGAUGACUUACAAAAGAUUGAUUGCAACAUCGAUUCUUUUGAAGAGGACCUGCAUAAAAUGUUAAUGGUUUACUUUGAUUAUAUGCGAAGCUGGAUCCAAAUGCUACAGCAGUUACCUCAAGCGUCUCAUAGUUUAAAAAAUCUGUUGGAGGAAGAAUGGAAUUUCACCAAAGAAAUAACUCCUUACAUAAGAGGAGGUGAAGCUCAAGCUGGAAAACUAUUCUGUGAUAUUGCAGGAAUGCUGCUGAAAUCUACAGGAAUAUUUUUAGAUUCUGGACUACAAGACAGUUGUGAUGAAUUUUGGGCCAGUGCCGAUGACAGUACUGCAUCAGAUGAAAUCAGGAGGUCUGUUAUAGAGACGAGCCGAGCACUCAAAGAACUGUUUCAUGAAGCUAGAGAAAGGGCCUCCAAAGCUCUUGGUUUUGCUAAAAUGCUGAGGAAGGAUCUUGAAAUAGCAGCAGAGUUUGCAUUGUCAGCCCCUGUGCGAGAUCUUCUGAAUGCUCUGAAAACAAAAGAGUAUGUGAAGGUACAAAUCCCUGGACUCGAGAAUUUACAAGUAUUUGUACCAAAUAGUAUUGCAGGUGAGAAAUCUGUGAUUUUGCAGCUCCUCAACGCAGCUGCUGGAAAGGAUUGCUCAAAGGAUUCGGAUGAAGUUGCGUAUGAAGCCUACUUACUGAUGACCAAACACAGCGAUAAAACCCAUGAACUGGAUGACAGCUGGAGUUCGUGGGAGGGCCAGCCAGUCAAAGUAGUGCCACAAGUAGAAACUGUUGAUACACUGAGAACCAUGCAGGUUGAUAACCUUCUCCUUGUAGUCAUUCAAUCUGCCCACCUUGUGAGUCAGAGGAAAGCUUUCCAGCAGUCUAUCGAAGGGCUAAUUUCUCUGCACCAGGAACAGACAUCCAGCCAACCGAUCAUCGCCAAAGCUCUACAACAGCUAAAGAGUGAUGCAUUACAGCUAUGCAAUAAGAUAAGCAGUGCCAUUGACAGAGUUGAUCACAUGUUCACGGCUGAGUUUGAUGCUGAAGUGGAUGAAUCUGAAUCUGCCACUUUGCAGCAAUACUACCGGGAAGCCAUGAUUCAGGGUUAUAAUUUUGGUUUUGAGUACCAUAAAGAAGUUGUUCGUCUGAUGUCUGGAGAAUUCAGGCAGAAAAUUGGAGACAAGUAUAUCAGCUUUGCCAGAAAAUGGAUGAAUUAUGUGCUAACAAAAUGUGAGAGCGGCCGAGGCACUCGACCCAGAUGGGCAACUCAAGGUUUUGAUUUUCUUCAAGCCAUUGAGCCGGCAUUUAUUUCAGCUCUCCCGGAAGAUGACUUCUUGAGUUUACAAGCUCUGAUGAAUGAGUGCAUCGGCCAUGUUAUUGGAAAACCUCACAGUCCUGUUACAGGUUUGUACCUUGCUAUUCAUCGAAACAGUCCCCGUCCUGUAAAAGUACCUCGGUGCCAUAGUGAUCCACCAAAUCCUCAUCUUAUCAUCCCCACGCCUGAAGGCUUCAGCACGCGGAGUGUCCCUUGCGAUGCCCGGAGCCAUUGCAGCGUUGCUGUCAGUCGCCCCGCUCCCGUCGGUAGCGACUCAGCUCAGCCCAAAGCUGCCAGCAGUGCAAAUGACACCAGGGGUUCCAGUGUCCCUGAAAAUGAUCGACUGGCUUCAAUAGCAGCUGAGUUGCAGUUCAGAUCCCUUAGUCGCCACUCCAGUCCCACUGAAGAGCGAGAAGAACCAGCGUAUCCAAAAGGAGAUUCAAGUGGCUCGUCCCGGCGGAGUUGGGAGCUCAGAACUUUAAUCAACCAGACCAAAGACACUGCUUCCAAGCAAGCACCCAUUGAAGCUGUUCAAAAGUCUGUUCAGUUGUUUGAAGAAAGGAGAUACAGAGAGAUGAGGAGGAAGAACAUCAUUGGCCAAGUUUGUGACACACCGAAAUCUUAUGAUAAUGUCAUGCAUGUAGGUUUGAGAAAAGUGACUUUCAAGUGGCAGAGAGGAAACAAAAUUGGUGAAGGCCAGUACGGGAAGGUCUAUACCUGCAUCAGUGUUGACACUGGAGAGCUGAUGGCUAUGAAGGAAAUAAGAUUUCAACCUAAUGAUCACAAAACCAUCAAAGAAACAGCCGAUGAACUGAAGAUCUUUGAAGGCAUCAAACACCCUAAUCUUGUUCGUUAUUUUGGAGUGGAGCUCCAUAGGGAAGAAAUGUACAUCUUCAUGGAGUACUGUGAUGAGGGCACUCUGGAGGAGGUAUCAAAACUGGGCCUUCAGGAGCAUGUCAUUAGGCUCUACUCAAAGCAAAUCACGGUUGCUAUCAAUGUACUACAUGAACAUGGUAUUGUUCAUCGAGACAUUAAAGGAGCCAACAUCUUUCUUACCUCAUCUGGACUGAUUAAACUAGGAGACUUUGGCUGCUCAGUGAAACUGAAGAACAACACCCAGACAAUGCCUGGAGAAGUGAACAGUACUUUGGGGACUGCAGCGUACAUGGCUCCAGAAGUAAUUACCAGAGCUAAAGGAGAAGGGCACGGACGCGCAGCGGACAUCUGGAGCCUGGGCUGUGUUGUUAUAGAGAUGGUCACGGGCAAGAGGCCUUGGCACGAAUACGAGCACAACUUCCAGAUCAUGUAUAAAGUGGGGAUGGGUCAUAAACCUCCAAUUCCUGACAAAGUGAGCCCAGAAGGGAAGGACUUCCUUUGCCACUGCCUGGAAAGUGACCCAAAGAUGAGGUGGACUGCCAGCCAGCUCCUCGAUCAUCCUUUUGUCAAGGUUUGCACAGAUGAAGAAUGAAGUUAUUCAAUCUCUGGCCUUUUUUAUUCUGGCAAGAUAUCUUUUAAUCACUACUGUAUGUAAUAUUUACAUAAAGACUGUGCUGAGAAACAGUAUCAAAGUUGACCUUACGAAGACUGCACAAGUGACGCGCGUCACUUCCUCUGCUGCUCCUGUAUGUUUUAUUGGCACAUGUUGCUCAUGUGACGGUGUCCGCGAGUUGGAAGAAGCUGCAUGUUUCAGUGAAAGUGCCAUUACUACUGUAUAUGGACCAUACCUUUUUAUUUGUUCUUUCUCCUGUUUCUCAUUUGAUUGAGAACUGUAAUGUUAAUAUGUAGUAUUUUUGAACUCUUUAGGUUCGGAAAAAUGCUGUAGUGUUAUCAGGCGUUAUGGACCGUGUUUUUUAAUCUGUUUGUUGAGUGCACUGACUGUGAACUUUUACUGGUUUUUUUGUUUAUUUGUUUUUGGCAAGCUUCAGAUUUGUUAUGCACAAGGCUGAUUAAUGAAAUUUAAAAAAAAAAAAAAGUUUUUUCUCAAUAAAUGGUUUAUUUUAGGA